AUGACCAGCAGAAGUUUUGCUAACUCCGAUGCACGACACUACAGCUAUGAGUGCAAGGCUACAACACAAGAGCGCCCAUAUAUCCCGCGGCCGUCUCGGACUCAACAGCUACUGAACCCAAAAUUGGUUCCCAAGCUCUCCAAUGACAAUCCAAAUGAACUACUACGAACAGAAGGUGUGGCAGAUGAACUACUUGCCAGUCGGGAGGAAGAACGUGGUCGGAAGAGAGACCUUGAGGAUAUGAAAGACCGCCGCGCCGACUCUUCGAAGAGGGCCAGAUCGAUCUCCAUGAGCUCAAUCUCAACAAUAUCCACAAACCGGUCUUAUUCCGCGUCUCCCCGCCGCAACGGACACGGCGCACACGACAACAGUCGUCGAGACUCUUCUACAUCACCAGUCCCAACCAAAACCCGAAAGAGACGCUACAGUGACUCUUCAGAGGGCCGCGAUGGCUCCGUGCACUCAGGACCCAAACAGCGCUCACCACCCAGAGAGCGAACCGAUGACCGGAACACCCGGCGGCGACGCAGAGAAUCUAGCCCCGAGGAGCGGGGACGCCACCGCGGAGAAGGAAGACACAGCGAGCGUAGACAUCGCCGCAGCAGAAGUGCAGAUAAGGAUCGUGUACCAAAGGAAAGACGUUCUAUGACACCAGAUGCUCCUCGUGAUCGUGACCACUCAUACCGAGAUCGAGCUAGCCCACCACGCCAGUCUCAACCAGAGAGAUUUAGGCAGGAACCCAAAACGCAGUCUAACCAGCCUCCUCGGGAGCGAAGCUUGAGCCCUUUCAGCAAGCGCCUUGCUUUGACUCAAGCUAUGAACAUUGGACGAUAA
This is a messenger RNA of Penicillium soppii, 834 nucleotides long. Its product is annotated as zinc finger CCHC-type containing 10. Bases 1 to 834 code for a protein of 277 amino acids. The record is from RefSeq and is a predicted model, not a curated record. Lineage: Eukaryota; Fungi; Ascomycota; Eurotiomycetes; Eurotiales; Aspergillaceae. The transcript is spliced from 2 exons.